Molecule: messenger RNA, 3214 nt
Organism: Pseudonaja textilis
Lineage: Eukaryota; Metazoa; Chordata; Lepidosauria; Squamata; Elapidae
Source: RefSeq, a predicted model, not a curated record
CGGUAGGAGCCGUGCACUGCUGUCGGGCUCCACGUGGUUUUUGCCGAGUUCCACCCACAUGGCUGCUCCAGCGGGUCGGCGGAAGAUGUUACCUGAAAGUGAUGAGGGAACUAAAGAUCUAGAGAAGGAAGAGAAACAAAACGGCAUCCCUAAGGAAGAGAAAGCGAAGGGAAAGAAACGAGCGGCCUCGCCUGAAGGCCUCUUGAAGCCGGUGAAAUUGGGAAAAGGUGAGCUCUACAAGGUGCCCACCAACGAGGAGCUGAGCCACCUCAAGGAGACCGAGAACCUGUUCCAUUCCAACCUUCUCCGCCUGCAGAUUGAAGAACUGUUGAAAGAGGUGACCCUCAAGGAGAAGAGAAAACAGAGAAUCGAAGCCUUCCUUCACGAAAUCAGAACCCUGCUUAACAAUGUCCCAGAAGUUCCGGCGAGAGAGAUCACCGACCAGUCCUGGCUCCCCACAGGAGUGAAAGUCCCUAUCCUGCAGCUUCCUUUCAAGGUGAAAGGGAAGUUCCACUUUCUGCCCCCAGUGGAGGUGAACGUGGUAGGGAGUUACCUGCUUGGCACCUGCAUCAAGCCAGACGUGAACGUGGAUGUGGCAGUGAUUAUGCCCAAGGAAGCGUUCCAAGAGAAGGACAACCUCAACCAGCGCUACCACCGCAAGAGGGCCCUCUACCUGGCCCACCUGGCCCAACACCUGGCUGAGACGAACCGCUUUGGGAGCGUGGCCUUUGGCUACCAGAAUGGCAACCAUUUGAAGCCCGUUGUGCUCCUCCAGCCACAAGAUCCUGGAAAGCCAGCCCAAGGAAAGCACAGCCAGCUAUUCUGGUUCCUAAUGAUGGCUUCCAAGACCGUCCAGUUUGAGGCCAGGCAGUCGAUGGAGAUUCUGGAUGACAAAAGGGUGGAUGGCUUUCAGCUGCUCUUCAUGACCCAGAAGCCGCUUGUCCGGACUUUCGAUCACGUGUUUCACCUCCGUCAUGUCUCCAAACUCCAGACGGCUUGCAAGAAGAUGCAGCUGCUCAAUGCGUUGAUGGACCGGGGCGGGAACUAUGUGGCCGCCGUUCUCCCGUUCUUCCUCAGCUUGCUGGAGCGUGGACUGGCCCGGCGGGUGGCGCUCCUGGCUCAUCAGUUGCCUCAGACCCAACCGUGGUCGAUUCACCAGGACCCCCCAAAGCACAAAGACAUCAGUUCCUUAUCCUUCGGACUCUUGCUAAAUCUUGAUUUUGCCAACAGUGUUUUGGAGCGAGGACCGGAAGCAGAUCAAGAUGAGGCCAUGGAGUUUCGGCAAUUUUGGGGCGAGCGGUCGGAGCUGAGGCGUUUCCAAGAUGGCGUCAUCUGCGAAGCCGUUUUGUGGGACGCUGCCAACCUGUGCCAGAAACGACUUAUUCCGGAGCAAAUCAUACGUCAUAUCUUAAAGCUGCACCUGGACAUCCCAGAAACUUCCAUCUCUUAUGUGGGGGCCCUGCUGGAACCCCUAAUUAAACUGGGGCACGAGCCUGCAGGGACUGGUGAGGAAGAGAUGGUCGGCCUGAUCCGCUCCUACGACGACCUGAGCCGCAAGCUCUGGCACCUGGAGGGGAUGCCCUUGACGGUGACGGCGGUACAAGGGGCUCACCCAGCCCUCCGCUACACGGAGACUUUUCCUCCAGUCCCUGUGAAACCAGAUUAUACCUUCCAUGGCAAGAUCAAAGACCGGGCAUCCUUUCUCCCCAUGGCGGGAAAGCCGUGUCCCGCUUUCGUGGCCCCAAUAAAAGUGAUUUGCCAGAUGGAGGGGAGCGGUCAGUGGCCUCGGAACAAGGAGGCCAUUCAGUGCAUCAAAGCCGCUUUCCAGAUGCAGCUGGCAGAAGUCCUGAACCAGCAACACCAUCUGCUGUGCCGCCCAACUGCCACCUACACCGAUAUACAUAAGAGGUUUUCAGGAAUUACUUCUUCUGAGGCCAACACCUCCUCCUCCUCCUCUCCUCGGUCAGGAGAUCAAAACCCCUUCCAGCAAGAAUUCAUUUGCUGUUCAAUCGAGUUAGGAUCGUCGAUCUUCCAAAUAAUCCUUGUCCCGAUCCCGUUACUUUUCUUCCCAAACAGUCUGCAGCAACAAUAUCCGGCUUUUAGCGGCAGUUGCCGUCUCGCCAAGCGAUGGAUCAACGCUCAGCUGCUCAGCGACAGCCUCACGGAGGAGGCCGUGGAUUUAUUAGCGGUUUUCCUUUUCCUCUCUCCGGCUCCCUUCACGGCACCCAGCUCUCCCCAGGUGGGCUUCCUUCGCUUCCUUCACCUGCUGGCUACCUUUGACUGGAAGAACAGCCCUCUUCUGGUGAACCUCAACGGCGACCUCAAAGAGGCAGAUUAUGUUGCAGUCAGAAAUCACUUUAUGGAAGCUCGGCCUCGUCUUCCGGCCAUGUUCAUUGCGACCCCAAAAGACCAGAAACAAUCGGUGUGGACCAGAGAGAAGCCAUCACCUCAGAUCCUUCAGCGCCUCCUUGUUCUGGCCCAAGAGGCCCUUCAGGUGUUGGACAAGCAGUUGAUGGACCCUCUGGGAACCCAGGACGUGAAGAUGGCCUUCCGUCCUCCCUUGGACCUCUAUGAUGUCCUCAUCCACCUGAACCCCAAGCAGGUUCCCAGGCACCUGGAGGCCGUGGACCGGCCCACCGCGUCCUUUUACCGGGGGAUGUUGAAGAGCAGUAGUAGCGCAAAAACCAUUUCUUUCCCAGUGGUGGACUACGACCCCGUGCAGUGCUACCUGGAGGAGCUCCGAGAAGCCUUCAGUGACUUCGCCCUAUUCUUCUAUGACAAAUAUGGAGGAGUCGUUAUUGGGGUUCUCUGGAAGCCUUCGGCCUUUGAACCCCAGCCCUUCAAGGUGAGCGUUCAACUCUUGAGAUGUGAUUGAUUGAUUGAGAUUUAAUUGACACAUCCUGGACAUAAACUGUUUCAACUCUUACCCUCCAAAUGACGCCAUAGGGCACUGCACAUGAAACGACUGGACACAAGUACAGUUUUUUUCCCCAAAUGCCAACAUUCUGUUAAACAACUAAUUCCCCCAACACUGUCCAACUUAUUUACUAAGUCCAACUUUAUUACUUAUUUACUCUUCUCAUCCUUCCCAGUAUCUGUCUCUUCCCACUUAUGACUAUAACCGUGUUGCUUGUAUCUUUACAAUUUAUAUUGUUUUAUUUGUUUCCUAGUAUGAUUUGAUUGCUUAUUGGUAACCUAUGACUAUCACUAAAUG